CAACGACUAAAUUUGCUUGGAUUUGCUUGGAUUUUACUUUUUUUAACUGAUUUUGUCUUCUAACUGCGAUUCGAGAUUCCUACAUAGUUCCCAGUUCCCGAGUUCUGUUCCGGUCGGAGGAUAUAAAGGUGCCUAUAACCUUGUUGAGGUUUGAUUUUUGGUUUAUACUUUUUUAUAGGGCUGGCUGAUUUCCGUUUUCACGUUUUCACGGUUUCACGGCCUUCCAUUCUUUUAUUAGAUUGUUCUUGUUCCUUUUAAGAUACGCUCGUUUUUCCCGCUGCGGCCCGUCGUCUGAAAAACACCCCAAAAAAUCACCUAGUACCUGACUAUCGUAGCUCCGGCUGUCAAUGACAAGGUUCUCGUCGCCCUUUUUGGAAUUUUGUCGAUACGCGCACAAUCGCCUGGCGAUGCAGCUAUAUUCGCUCGAGCUCGUGCAUUAUAAUGCCUCGAAUGGCCGGUCGUUUAGAAUAUGAUGUUGGAAAAAAACAGAGUAUAGAUGCCUUCCCGACCACAGCGCGGAACACUCGGGAUACGUGGAACGCCCGGAAACAGUUAGAAGAACUUGGAGAAGCUGUGCAGGAGUGCGCUGCACAAUGGUACAAAACAUAUAUAUUACAACUAAUAUUGCGACAAAAACCUCUGAAGCCUUCUAAAGAUGGACGGCACGUCCCGUUACAAGUUGAGCACGAAUACGCCCUAAUUGACGAUCGACGUGGCUAUCCGUACAUAUCGAAUACGAUUCGCACUUCACGAUAUACCCUGUACGAUUUUGUACCGAAACAGAUCAUCUUCCAAUUCACGCGAUUGGCCAACUUCUAUUUUCUCUGUGUUGGUAUUCCCCAAGCAAUUCCCGGCUUGAGUACCACCGGAAGUUAUACCACCAUCCUACCUUUGCUCUUCUUUGUUCUCCUGACUAUUGUUAAGGAGGGCUACGAUGACUACAAACGGCAUCGGUUAGACAAGCUAGAGAAUGCAAAUGCCGCUAAAGUUCUGAGAAGAAUUCCUGCAGACAUAGGUUCAAACUCAUCAAGUCGGAAUUGGCUUUCUAGUAAAUUUGGAAAUAAAGAGGCGGAUGCCCAAUCUGAUGACGAUGAAAAUGAAAAUGAAAAUGAAAAUGAAAAUGAAAAUGAAAAUGAUGGGGAAUACGAAUGGAAACGGGUCAAAUGGCAGGAUAUCAGAGUUGGCGACAUCGUUAGGCUAGCCCGGGAUGAGGCUGUGCCUGCUGACCUGGUUCUUUUACACGCCACGGGCGAGAAUGGGAUAGCUUAUAUCGACACUAUGGAUCUAGACGGAGAGACCAAUCUCAAGAGUAGAGAGUCGCUCCCUGGCUUUGAACAUUGUCACAACAUCACUGGUCUUCGCGCCUGUUCAGCCGAAUUUGUUCUUGAAGAUCCGAACCCGGAUCUGUACCGCUUUGAUGGACGUGUCACGGUACACGGUCAGACACUACCCUUAACGUCGAAUGAAGUUAUAUAUCGAGGAAGCACACUCAGAAAUACCUCUUGUGCCUUCGGCAUCGUGAUCAACACCGGAGAGGAGUGCAAAAUCCGCAUGAAUGCGAAUCAGCACCCUGCUGCAAAGAAGCCGGCUUUGGAAUAUAUCGCUAACAAAAUCGUUAUCACUCUUGCACUCUACGUUAUAAUCUUGACGGUUGGGUGCUCCAUGGGGUAUAUUAUCUGGCGGCGGUCUACUGAGCGAGGUUCCUGGUAUAUAUCUAUGGCUACCGUCGAGUUCAAACAAAUAAUCAUUGGCUACGCGAUUAUGUUCAACAAUGUCAUCCCGCUCGCGCUCUAUGUCACCCUCGAGAUAACGCGAAUUGGCCAAAUGCUCUUGCUGAACAAUGAUAUGGAGAUGUAUGAUGAGGCAACCGAUACACCAGCCCGGUGCAAUACAAAUACUAUCCUGGAGAACCUGGGACAAGUUAGUUAUAUAUUCUCCGAUAAGACAGGCACGCUUACGGAAAAUGUUAUGAAAUUUCGGAAGCUGAGCAUUUCGGGGACCUCAUGGCUACAUGAACCUGAUAUUCAGUCCGAAGAAGCCACCGUCACAACUAAUCUUGAUCCUAGCGUUGAUACAGGUCUCGCAGUGCCACGGAAGUCUAGGGAGGUUUCUAGCAUAAUACACGAAGAUAUCGAACUAUAUCCCUUGUCCUCACCGACGUCGGCUAUUACUGCUCGGUCGGGCAGAAGGUCAUCAUCACAGUGGAGGUCAACAGGCCGCCCAGAUCAUCCACAACCCGAUGUAACAACCGUCGACUUAUUAAACUAUAUCAGAGCCAGGCCGACAUCGCCUUUUGCGAGGCGAGCCAAAGAUUACAUCUUAUGCAUGGCCCUCUGUCAUACGUGUUUGCCAGAGGUAACUGAUGGAAAGGUUGACUUCCAAGCCUCCUCACCGGACGAGUUGGCACUAGUUCGUGCUGCCCACGAACUUGGUUACUUGGUUAUUCAUCGAUCAUCUCAAGCUGUGACGCUACGAAUUGAUAUCGGAGAUGGCGAUCAGAGGACGGAUGUGUAUCAGAUUUUAGACGUUAUUGAAUUCAGCAGCAAGCGGAAACGUAUGUCAAUCAUUGUACGCUGUCCGGAUGGGAGACUUUGCAUAAUCUGCAAAGGUGCAGACUCAAUGAUCCUUCCUAGACUAAAGCUAGCAAAUUUGGCGAUGCAAAAAGCGACCGAAGUUCGACAAAGUGUUGAGACUGAACGCGAGCUCCUUCGAAGGAGCGAACAUUUGGAAGUGAGGAAUAGUUUCGGUGGUCGCCCGAGCUUAACUCUACGACGAAAUAUCUCGGCAAACCGGAAUAGUAUAGGACCUACCCAGCCUGUUCCUGUGAUCAAAAGACCCAUGAUUGAGAGAAGUAGAUCUGCAGAAGGGUCAAAAGCGCGGCCCUCACAAGACAAAGCACGUCCGUCACUAGGCAUACGGACCACAUCCCUUGACGUGAGCAAGACGUUACUAAGCCCAUCGACGCCCAAGCCAUCAUAUGAUAAAUUUGGAUUUCUUGAUGAUCCCUCUAUUUAUGAUGAAUCAAUGAUUUUCAGCCGAUGCUUCAAACACCUUGACGACUUUGCCUCGGAGGGUUUGCGGACAUUGGUGUUUGCAAGGAAAUUCAUACUAGAAGGCGAGUAUGACGCGUGGAAGAAGAUAUAUAAUGAUGCAACGACGAGUCUGGUCAAUCGACAGGACAUGAUCGAAGCAGCGGGCGAGCUGAUCGAGCAAUCCCUUGACCUAAUCGGCGCCACAGCGAUCGAAGAUAAGUUGCAAGUUGGCGUGCCCGAGACUAUCGACAAGCUUCGCCGCGCCAAUAUCAAGAUAUGGAUGUUGACAGGAGAUAAACGCGAGACAGCUAUCAAUAUUGCUCAUUCUGCACGAAUCUGUCGUCCAGGAUCUGACAUAUUCAUUCUCGACUGCUCCAAGGGCUCCAUAGAGGUCCAGAUCAAUGAUAUAUCCGAAGACAUCAAGACAAAUUGCGCCCACAGCGUCGUCGUCAUCGAUGGGGAAACCCUAUCAAUUAUUGAGCAGUCACCACUAUUAACCGACUUAUUCUACACGUUAAUCCCUUUGAUCGACUCAGUCAUAUGUUGCCGUGCAUCUCCCGCUCAAAAGUCCAUGAUCGUCAAAGCCAUAAGAGAACGAGCCCCGAGCGCACUUACGCUAGCUAUUGGUGAUGGUGCAAAUGACUUGGCAAUGAUCUCUGCCUCACACGUGGGGGUUGGUAUCUCGGGCAAGGAAGGGCUUCAGGCUGCUCGUGUUGCAGAUUACGCCAUUGCACAAUUCCGCUUUUUGCAGCGUUUGCUUCUCGUGCAUGGUCGUUGGAAUUAUGUCCGUACGGCUAAGUUCAUACUCGCCACCUUCUGGAAGGAGAUGUUCUUUUACAUACCCACGGCGAUGUACCAACGCUACAACGGAUACACGGGCACAAGUCUCUACGAGAACUGGAGUCUGACUGUGUUUAACACCCUCUUUACGAGCCUUUGUGUUAUAUGCCUAGGAAUAUGGGAGCAGGAUCUGAGAGCGGAAACGCUGCUUGCCGUUCCUGAACUAUACGUGCACGGGCAGAGAAAUAGGGAGUUGAAUAUCGCAAAAUUCGUGCGCUGGAUGGCUGCAGCCGCUGCAGAAGGCAUAUUGGUGUGGCUUGGAGUAUGGGCUUCCUACAGCGUGUUUGGCAAGGCAAGGGACGAUGGCCUGUUUGCUUUGGGUAACUUGGUGUUUACUAUAGGCGUGGUCUGGAUCAACUGCAAGAUCUUCGGGAUCGAAACAAACCACAAAACAAUGAUUGUUCUAGGCGCUUUUCUAGUCACAUUGGCCGGGUGGUGGAUGUGGCAGGCUAUUCUUUCGGGUAUCUAUACGCUACAGCCGAGUCCCUAUGCAGCUCGAAGUGGCUUCACAAAAGCAUUCGGCCAAGAUUCCUUAUGGUGGUUGACCUUCCUUAUUGUGGUGCUUGCGCUCAUCGCGGUAGAGGUCGCCUACAAGAUGAUCAAACGUAGCUUGGUCGUCGCGGGUAUGUGGAGAUGGCCUCCUUGGAGGAAAAUAAGCCACGACGACAGCUUGGAAAAAUGGGGAUUGGAGGUUUGGCAAGAAUUGGAAAAGGACCCGGUCAUACGUGAACGGUUGCGAAGGGCAUGUUUGGAAGACGAGGAGGUAGGGGAUGUGGAGAUGGAUGAUUUUGAACCUGUUGACGUUACUAAAAUUCUGUAAAAGGGGGGCAUUGAAAGGCGUUUUUUUGGGUAUAUAUAAGGUACACGCAUACAUCUAGGUUAUACAUAGGGACCUGGGUAGGUAUCCAUCUAGGUUAGAGGCUGUGUGUUUGGGAGGUCUUUGCGGGUUUUGUCUUUUGGACUCUCUUCUCUCCUUUUAUCCCUUACGGGGGUUCAUCUUUGGCAACUAGAACAGAUACGAUAGAUACCCAAAGCGUUAUCACAGUAGAUAGGCACUGAGCAGGUAAUGUAAAUAGAGUAAUAUUCAUCAUAGUCGUUAUACCGACAGUAA
This is a messenger RNA of Hypoxylon fragiforme, 4983 nucleotides long. RefSeq names its product phospholipid-translocating P-type ATPase. Gene Ontology annotation, biological process: post-Golgi vesicle-mediated transport; endocytic recycling; phospholipid translocation. NCBI's taxonomy places the organism in Eukaryota, Fungi, Ascomycota, Sordariomycetes, Xylariales, Hypoxylaceae. The transcript has 2 exons. Bases 442 to 4692 code for a protein of 1416 amino acids. Gene Ontology annotation, molecular function: ATP hydrolysis activity; ATPase-coupled intramembrane lipid carrier activity; ATP binding. Gene Ontology annotation, cellular component: plasma membrane. The record is from RefSeq and is a predicted model, not a curated record.